Messenger RNA from Pestalotiopsis fici W106-1, 1269 nucleotides. RefSeq lists its product as uncharacterized. NCBI's taxonomy places the organism in Eukaryota, Fungi, Ascomycota, Sordariomycetes, Amphisphaeriales, Sporocadaceae. The coding region runs from base 1 to 1269 and encodes 422 amino acids. The record is from RefSeq and is a predicted model, not a curated record. The transcript has a single exon.
AUGGCAGCGCUCAUUGCCCUGAUCGGGCUGCCAUUGAUGCUGUCAGGCAGCGCAACAUGGCUCAUCAAAAUGGCCUUCAACCGAACACAGCGCCAGCUUCGAUCCCACGGUUCUACAUGUGAGCGCCUCGAGUGGCAAGAUAUUCCAGACGGAGAGCUUCGUCGAGGAGAAGAGGAUCUCAAUCCUCUGAAGGCAAUCAAGAAGGAUGUAUCCUACUUUUCGCAUAGUGACACAGACUGUUUGGGUUCGACCUACGGAAAUGUGUUUCAAUGCGCCUGGACUUCUGCGCAGCGACGAGAUAGGCGCGUUUUUAAGCCUUAUCAGCUUAAUGCAUCAAAGCAUUAUGUCCGCACCGACCGCAAAACUCUGGAGGCCUUCUUGUUACUUUCGCACACCAGCCGCAUUCAAUUCCUCAAUGUUGAUGGAAUACUUACUGCUCAUUUGCCUCUAUAUCCUGGUGGACAGCAGCACAGUCGCACGAAACAUGAGGUGGAAAAGAUUCUUCAGGGAUACCCGCCAUUCUACCUGCAGAGAAUCAAAGUCACUGAUACUACCACAGUCUCAAGUCCCAUAUCAUCUGCCAAAGACAUCACUCGCGGUGGCUGGAUCGUUGGCGUAGGCCUCGAUUCCGACCGGACGCCGCCCCUCAGUACCCACAAUAUGGAAUCUGGUUUCUCUCCUCCCAGAGGCUGGAGUGCACAUGUCCGCAGUCCAUUUAGUUUUAGGGAAGAUGAACCAAGUCCAUGGAUGUCCACGGGCAUGGUGUAUUCUGUUAAUAGAUUUGGAGAAGUCUUGAGCAAGCUUCUUGUACAAUUUCCUGACAACGAGGCUGUCAGAACUGCAGUCCGUUUUUACGAAGACUUGACAACUGGAAAGACUGAUCCAGGACCCUUAUCUUACCCAUUUGAUAUCAUGCAAGGUUACCCAGUAUUUCGAGAGCUUGUCUAUAUCGAUUCUGAACUUGAUCCGUUUCUGCAAACGCCGAUGCGUCCGACGAAUUCUUAUGGAUCAAAGCUCAGCAAGGACCAGUGGGAGUUGGCUAUGAGUGCUUUCAAUCACAGAAGUCCUCUUACGCAAUCAGAGUUGGAGCUUUUUAGAGACUUCAUGCUUCCUAUUUUGCUGGCUGGGCUGGUCGGACUCACCCGUGUCUUCUUGCUUGGUCAUUACCGGUCACCAUCUCGAGACUAUAGGCGGCUGCAAGACCUCCCAGAACUGCUAGGUCGCAAGUAUGUAUAUCUAACUGCUUGCGAGCCAGAGGAGGGAGAUUGA